Molecule: messenger RNA, 939 nt
Organism: Penicillium canescens
Lineage: Eukaryota; Fungi; Ascomycota; Eurotiomycetes; Eurotiales; Aspergillaceae
Exons: 4
Coding region: 1-939 (312 amino acids)
Source: RefSeq, a predicted model, not a curated record
AUGAAAGUGAUCAUGGUGUCCGCAAACAAAGCGCCUGCUGAUAAGCUUCCUCUCGCCGUUCGGAAAAACGUACGAGAUGGUUGGGAGAACCGGAAGGUAGAUCUUGAAGCUCAGCUUUUGACCCUCCUUGGCGUGGCUUGGACCUUCGAAGUCAACCCGCUAGCUAUCUUCCCUUAUGCCGAAGAAAGGUCGUAUGGAUAUGACUCACUCGGGGAUUGUAUCUUUGCCUACUGCGAUAAUUUCAUCGGGAAUCUAAGAUCCUUCCUCGAAAAGCACGGCGAUAGCGGCAAAAUUGAGCUCAACAGAGUCUGCCCAACUCACGUUGUGACUCUUGUCGCAUCCACUAAAUUCAGGUAUUGCGGAACUGCAGUCACCGAUGGUCGUCUCUCUCUACUCUUCCAUCCCGAAAAACUCGGUACCAACAUUAACGACCUGGCCCAAAACCUCAUCGAGACUCUUUCGACAGCUCCUCAGCCUGAUGGAGCUUCAUAUCUCAGCUUCGCAGCUCGUCGCUCUAUCGAGACUGAUUACGAUGCCAAAAUCGGUGCUUACUUGGAGAAGGCUCAAAAGACGCUCCAGAACCCUGAGUUGAAAUUCGAGCCCGGCUUCAAUGAUAUAGGAGCAAAGCUCCAAGCGGGGAAAGACGUGCGUGAGGAUUGGGAAACCAACCUAGGGUUGUUGGCCAUAGGUUACUAUGAGGGUUUCUUGGAUAUUUUGGCUAGUGAGAAAUUUGCUGAAGAUGAUAUGCUAAGGGAUGGACUUGCGGAGGCCGCACCGCAAGGUGUUGUGAAGCUGCGAAUCGUGGAUACGUUAACAACGGACCAGACUGGACACAACGAGAUUGUGAUUGAUGACGGCGCACUAGUUAUCCAGACCACGCCUGAGAAUUGGGGUACGAAUAUCCACUACGCUACUUCAAAAUUAGUGGACAUUCUGUAG